CAAUCCUUUAACCAAUCGUAGCUAAAAUAAAUAGUAAUGGGUUUCCUACACAAGUUGCUUAAGAAGCUGGGACUGGUGAAGACCAAGGUUGGUUUGCUAAUAUUGGGUCUCAGCAACAGCGGGAAAUCAACGGUAGUGGCACGAUUAACAAAGGAACCGGUAGAGGAUGUGGCGCCUACAGUUGGCUUCGCAGUGGAGUCGGUAAAGAUAGAGGGACUUGCGGUGACGAUGUUUGACAUGUCAGGAAACCAACGCUACCACGAGCUCUGGCAGCAUUAUUACAAAGACACUACGGCCAUAAUGUUCGUUCUUGAUUCCGCGGACCGGGCUCGCUUUGCGGAAGCUGAUGCCGUUCUUCAAGAGGUGCUUCACGCGGAAACACUCAAGCGCGUCCCCAUGCUCUUCCUGUGCAACAAGAUGGAUCUGGCGCUGGCCGCCUCGCCGGACGAGGUGGCGCAGGCGCUGCACCUGCCCGCCGCCUCCGCCGCCAGGGCUUUCCAGCUGCAGCCCUGCAGCGCGCUGGAGGGCAAGGGCAUAAAGGAGGGCACGCAGUGGCUGCUGGAUCACGUCUAGCGCCUCAGGCCUUCGCCCGCUCGGGCCUCUUCUGAACCGUCGUCCACAUUCUUCACUUCCAUCCGUCGCCAGCUGGCCACACUGAGGGCUGAGAGACCCACGGGUCGCUGCCGGUUACUCUUCCUGAAGGUUCAGGCACCCUUACGUGUGGAGGCAGUACUUGCCCCUCAAGGCUGAGGUACCUACCUUUUUUGGACAGCGCUCCUGCACGAGCCCUGUGUCCCAUGGGUCGGCCGUCCGGAAUACCCAGCUCCAUGGCCUGCCAGCGAUGGUGCCCAAGCCUGGCUUCCCAGCCACCGCGCUACCAACCACCCGCAAGUACGGUAUGCUGCAUCCGUCAACCAUCCAGGUCAAGGCUGCAACGCAUUGUUACGUGCAAGGUCGCUGCCCCAGACCUCCAUGCAAGUCGUGCCGUGCCUGCACUGGUGGCUGCAGGGAUGGCAGCAACGCAGCAGUGCCGGACCUGGGCCCUUGCUUCAGCAGCCUAUCAGCCACGAUGGCUGGGGUUGCAGCUCACAGGCCGACCUGCCGCCUCAUGGGGCGCACAGGCGUCCACUCGCUGGCAUACAGCGUCCCACGCUCCGGCAGCUGCGAUAGCAGCCCCGUGCCUUGACGGCAUGCGAGUAACGAGGGCCAACCUGACAAAUUGCAUGAUGCUUUAUGUCGUUAGGCCUGCGUUAGGCUUAAAUUCUCAGAACUUCUGACGGAGUUUGGCUCCAUUACAAACUACCAAAAAGGGACAUGCUGCCUUCAAGCGCACGGGAGAUCUUACGGUCUUACCUAACUACGGACAUGACGCAGUUUGGAGACGAGGAGUGUGUUUUGAAGCUUAGCGGGAGCCCAGCUUCCAUGUUGUGUACCCUAUUCGGCUGCUGUGAAUGUUUCCUGGUACGGUGAUCACGCUUCCUUGUGUGAAUUUUGAUUUGGCUGGUUUUCUUUUUUGAAGUGUUCCACUUGUCAAAAUGGCCGGGAAGUCGCAUGCAGCUAGCAACAUCCUCUCCGUGGCGAGCAAA
Astrephomene gubernaculifera is the source of this 1586-nucleotide messenger RNA. The record is from the annotation of a GenBank genome assembly. NCBI's taxonomy places the organism in Eukaryota, Viridiplantae, Chlorophyta, Chlorophyceae, Chlamydomonadales, Astrephomenaceae.